UCAAGCCGCAUUUUGUGCAUACCCAAGCUUUGUAAAUGAGACCCCAGAUCCAUAAUGUGAAUUAUUAACAAAUGAAACAGCCAAAAAGCUAUAAGGGCCCACACUAAAAGUCCCCGUCCCUCUCUGCACUGUGACAAUGGCUCCGCACAUUGUUAGGCAGUAAGCCUGUCAGUGUUUUGUAUGAAAGUGUUGGAAAAAAUAAGAGUCCAGCUGAGUCAUGUGUUGACCCGAAAGCCCGGCUCCAAGCCAAGUCUCCUUCCACUCACAUGCGGUACAAACCCGGUAACGAACCGAGAAAGCUUGUUUACACUACUAACGAAAGGGUUAGGAUCACACAGCAGUGCGCUGUUUACAAAAAAAGGAAAAAAAACAGAUACUGUCAUCUCUGUCUUUGAGCAAUGAGAACCGACAAUAUUAAGAUCACAUAACAGGAAGAAGGAAGGUAAGAAAACGGCAUAGCUAUUAACAAUGUUUUUUGGGGGGAGCCCUGACUGCUGCUGUUGUGUGGAGAAGUCUGUGUGUAUGUGUGUUAUAAAGUGAGAGCCAGGACAGUGACGUAAACGGCAGAUGGAUACGUUGAACAUUGUUAUCGUUCUUACAGGUACUGUAACCCAAUAAAGUGGACGCUAACCGGUACGCAAACACUUUCCAAACUUAGUGCGAACGAUAAUGCGAUUUACAAAAAGUCAACAUUGACUGCGUAUGCUCCUUGUGUUGGUCUUCCGCUUAUUUCCCUCCCUUUAAGUACCUCACUUUCUAGAGAAAGAACGUUGCCUGUCCUGUCACUUUGAAAAACCCCUGCCGUCACAUAAACACAGAAACAGCUGAGUUCAGCCUCACCCUCCCAACUUGUUUUCAUUCCUCUCGCCCUUCCCCCAGACUCCCCUCCUCCCUCCUCCCACUGUCUUUGUUUGCUUUGCCUCUUUGCCUCGAAGGGUUACCACCCAACAACCUGCUUUGGAGGCUCCCGAUUGGUGGAUUCUUGGUGAUGGGGCGGGCUGAGCGUCAGACGUGUGAGGGGUUUUUACCACUGGUGAAGAGGCUCGCUCUCAUCUGUCAGAAAGCGUUUAGUCUGCAGCGGAGCAGGAUAUGUCUCAGCCGGACCUGACUGCUGCAGCAGCAACGAUCCGUAACACAACACUCUGAAGAGACGCAAAAGUGCUUUUCUAUUUCCUCUGUGCUCCAAGCGUCUACCUGGAAACAAGUUCUGGGGCAUCGAAUACUGGCUGAUCCGCUGGGCCCGUUUCCUCUGUAUUUCCUCUUCUCUUUGUUUUCAACCAGCAGAAUCCCCGAGAACCCGUACAGAGCACACACCAUCACAGCCUCCACCUCUGUGGACAGCCUCAAUGCGACAUCACCAGUGGAUCUGCAGUUCGUGAGCGCACCCGAGAGACAGGGGCCCCCACCGCAUUCGAGCCCGUGUGCGCGAGGAGGCUAAUGCCCGCCGUGGUGUGGUCAGCGCCAGAGGAGGAUGAGUCCGGCCGUGGAGGCUCAGGCCCAGGAGGCCAUGGAGGCAGAGCAGAAGCAGAAGCAGCAGCAGCAGAACCAGCUGCAGCAUCAGCCGUGCUACAUGGAGAAGGGGGUGAUGCUUGAGCCCUUUGUGCACCAGGUGGGGGGACAUUCCUGCGUUCUGCGCUUUGGGGAGCAGACCAUCUGCAAGCCCCUCAUUCCCCGGGAGCAUCAGUUCUACAAGAGUCUUCCUGCUGCAAUGAGGAAGUUCACCCCACAGUACAGAGGUGUUGUCUCAGUGAGCUUCGAGGAGGAUGAAGAGGAGAAUCUUUGCCUAAUCGCCUACCCCCUGUGCAGUGACCAGCCUGCAGACGUAGAGAACAAAGACUCCUCUGCAGACAAGGACAAGAGCGGGCACGGGGUGCAGGACUACAUGGAGCUGGAGCGGUCGAAGCAGGCUGAGGUUCUCCGCUACAGGCUGGAGCACAGUCACAGUAACGCCGUCCCACAGCUCAAACACAACCCUUGGAGCCUCAAGUGUCACCAGCAGCAGCUGCAGCGCAUGAAGGAGAACGCUAAGCACCGCAACCAAUACAAAUUCAUCCUGCUAGAGAACCUGACCUGGCGUCACACGGUACCAUGCGUGUUGGACCUAAAGAUGGGCACACGGCAGCACGGCGACGAUGCCUCUGAGGAGAAGAAGGCCAUACACACCCGCAAGUGCCAGCAGAGCACGUCCGCCUCCAUAGGAGUCCGCCUCGGUGGCAUGCAGGUGUACCAUUCGGACUCCGGCCAGCUGAUCUUCAUGAACAAAUACCACGGCCGCAAACUCAACCUGCCAGGAUUCAAAGAGGCUCUGUUCCAGUUCUUCCACAGCGGACGGCGCCUGCGACGGGAGCUGCUCUCCCCGGUGCUGAGCCGGCUCCGGGAGAUGCAGGCUGCCCUGGAGUCCUGCGAGUCGUAUCGCUUCUACUCCAGCUCUCUGCUCAUCAUCUACGACGGGGCGCAGCACAGGAAGCACACGCGCCGACGCGCCGACGACGGCCUCUCCGAAGACGAGGACGAGGAGGUGGAAGCCGAGCCUAAAAUGGACGAGGGCGAGGACGAAGAGGAGGAGGGCGAGGGGGCGGGCGCGUUCGGCUUUCCCAACAACCCGGCGCCGUCUAGCGACCGCAGCGGGGGCUCUGGUGUUAGCCCGCCCUGCUCAGACCUCCACAGCCCUGUGGUGGAUGUGAGAAUGAUCGACUUUGCUCACACCACCUGUAAACAUUACUGCGAGGACAGCGUGGUCCACGAGGGCAAGGACAGCGGCUACAUAUUCGGUCUCCAGAACCUGAUCAGCAUCAUCUCUGAGCUGGAGGACCACUGCACAGACUGACUGCUAGAAUAAAGCGCAGGCCUUCGAACUGAAAGGCAGAGACUCAGACCCCUCAGGCCUGUGCAGGAACUGAGGAGAGGAGAACUUUAGCGCUGCAGCGGUUUCUCUAGCUCUUCCUGUUCUCGCCACUGGUGCUUUUUGUUGUUACCGUUGUGACUGUCAGCCGCCAGGAAGUGACACAGACUGCGAGCAACAGAGAGGAGCCACCACCUGUGUGAACGUGGAAGAGAUCCGUCGUCCUGUUUUAACCCCAGUAACCAAUGAGAAGUAGGGCCGGCCGUAAUCUGAAAGCCAUUCAAAUGUCUAAAGCAGGUGUUCUCGUGUCAGAUUUCCAAAGAAAGUGUCGUUUUGCACACGCAGACGUGCUCUGAAAAGGGAGAGCGUGUGUUCGGACAGAAACGGGGAGGAACAGCAGGAGUUGGAUGAGGACAGAAACUGAGAAGGGGCCAGCUCAGGCCUCCCUUCUUCUUUUACAUGUUCAUCCUGCCACCGUUCUUUCCUCGUUCGCCUCCCGCAGCUAUGUAAAUCUCAGAGAUGACAGAGAGAUAUUUAUUGUAUUUGUUUCAUAAAAUAAACUAAAAAUAUCCAAAAAAAAAAAGACUGAAUGGAGAGAAGUACAUUCCACAUGAUUAAUGUUGCAAUAAUGAUAUUAAUUAAUAUUGUUAUUUGACACAGUCGGAUACCUCUGCCUACUCUUUUUCCCAUGUUGUCCACGACUUGUUGGAGGGAAAUUAAAACCUUUGUGCAAGCAGCAGUG
Fundulus heteroclitus (mummichog) is the source of this 3584-nucleotide messenger RNA. Its product is annotated as inositol hexakisphosphate kinase 2. Bases 1472 to 2827 code for a protein of 451 amino acids. Gene Ontology annotation, cellular component: nucleus; cytoplasm. Gene Ontology annotation, biological process: inositol phosphate biosynthetic process; phosphatidylinositol phosphate biosynthetic process. Gene Ontology annotation, molecular function: inositol hexakisphosphate kinase activity. The record is from RefSeq and is a predicted model, not a curated record. Lineage: Eukaryota; Metazoa; Chordata; Actinopteri; Cyprinodontiformes; Fundulidae. The transcript is spliced from 5 exons.